AUAUUAUAAAAAUAAAAAUAAAUAAAUAAAAGGCAACCCAAUCUUCCAGCGUCUUCCCUCUCCGAGAUGGACUCGCCAGCUUCAUCAAUCCACAAAAACGACGCCGUCCGCCUCAAUCACUGCUCCUCCUCCUCUUCCAACGCCGUCUUCCACAACGCCGAGGAACCUUCUACCUCGAAUUCUACGGUUUCGGAUCCUCAACCCCUUUCAUCACAACCUCCAAUUUCGCAUCCCCAACGACCUUCUCCGGCCGCCAGAAUCCGCCGCCGGAAAAUUAAUCGUGAUUCCCAGGGCAAGGAACCGGAAAUUUCAGCUCCCGAUUCUUUCCUCACUUCCGAGAGCAGCGAUUUCACCAAUGGCGCUAAAAGCAGCUCCCGAAAUCACAGAGGCCCUCGAACAUCAACAAAGGAAGAGGAAAGUCCUGCCGAGAAAUGCGAUUCGAACGAAGCAAAACGUCAACGCGCUCGCGCAGUUCAAGCUUCAAGUUCCGUGAAAGAAGAGAACAAUGUGAACAACGAGGAGUCGACGGUUACCACAGCUUCGAAAGACGACUCGCCGGGGGAUUCAGCCGAGUCACCGAUUCAACACGGCAACUCGUCCUCGAGUUUCCUCGAAAUAGUUGCAGGGCUUGUAAUUAAGGCGAUCGCAUUCGAAAUCAAGCUAGUCACGAUGUUUGUGACGUAUCCGCUAUUGUUCGCGUUUCAAUGUUGCAUGUUUUGCGUGGACCCAUUGGGGACGACGAAAAAGGGCAAGGCUUUCGUGACAGGAGUUUUGGCGAGAGUGCGUGACGCUGUUUAUGGUCGUGUGGGGCAUUACUUCAAGGGUUGGUUCAACGAGAACGAUUCAGUUUGGAGCUUGGCGCUUCGUUGCGGGUGGGGGUUGUUGUGGUCGAUCUACGUUUGUUGCGUCUUGUUUGGGCUCUUGGUUAAUUCUUUUGUGGUGAGUGGGCUUUUGAUGAAGUGCUUUGUGGAGAAGCCGAUUCGGACGAGGGAAGUUUUGAACUUUGAUUUCACUAAGCAUAGCCCUGUGGCUUAUGUGCCCAUAAUUUCUUGUGAUGCUGUUUUUGGUGGAAAAUAUUCUGAGAAUUUGAACAACGACGUUGGUGUUACGAGUACCAAGUGGAGGGGUCAACGUUUUAUACCUUAUAAGCACAAAGUGCAAGUCACUCUCUUGUUGACAGUUCCUGAGUCAGGAUACAACAGAGAUCUUGGGGUCUUUCAGGCCAGAGUUGAUUUCCUAUCGGCUGAUGGUAGAACCAUGGCAAGCUCAAGUAAACCUUGCAUGUUAAGAUUCAGCAGCGAGCCUAUACGAUUGAUCAUGACUUUCCUCAAGAUUGCUCCUCUUGUAACUGGUUAUAUGGCCGAAACCCAGACUCUGAACGUCCAUAUGAGAGGUUUCAUUGAAGGGAAUGAACCUACUUCGUGCCUGAAGGUGACACUUGAGCAGCGAGCUGAAUAUCAACCUGGUGCUGGCAUUCCUCAGAUAUACGAUGCAUCUGUGGUUAUUGAGUCCCAACUUCCAUUCUUUAAGAGGAUUAUUUGGGUUUGGAAGAUGAGCAUAUUCAUAUGGAUCACGAUGAUGGUAUUCAUAAUUCAGUUACUUUUUGUUCUGGUGUGUUGUAGACCUGUAAUUAUUCCUAGAACAAGGCAAAGGGUUAGCAGACCUGCAACCCAAAAUAAUCAUCAGGUACAAAAUUUAGCAAGGCAUCCUAAAUUCUAACUUUUUCCUUUCUUUUUUUUUUUUUUUUUUAAUUUUAAUGUUCAUUUUUCUGUUAAAUUCCUUUACAGUCACAAUGUAGUCUUUUAAUUACAUGCGAUGUAUAAUGUAAUUUUGUGUAACCUGUUAAUUUGUUAAUGAGGUAUAUGGUUAAUCGUUCCUGUAUCUGUUCAUUUGAUUUUU
This is a messenger RNA of Arachis ipaensis, 1899 nucleotides long. Its product is annotated as Putative adipose-regulatory protein (Seipin). NCBI's taxonomy places the organism in Eukaryota, Viridiplantae, Streptophyta, Magnoliopsida, Fabales, Fabaceae. Gene Ontology annotation, cellular component: endoplasmic reticulum membrane. Gene Ontology annotation, biological process: lipid storage; lipid droplet organization. The record is from RefSeq and is a predicted model, not a curated record.